Molecule: messenger RNA, 2535 nt
Organism: Lutra lutra (Eurasian river otter)
Lineage: Eukaryota; Metazoa; Chordata; Mammalia; Carnivora; Mustelidae
Gene: SOX2
Product: SRY-box transcription factor 2
Exons: 1
Coding region: 446-1411 (321 amino acids)
Biological process (GO): anatomical structure morphogenesis; cell differentiation; regulation of DNA-templated transcription
Molecular function (GO): DNA-binding transcription factor activity, RNA polymerase II-specific; RNA polymerase II cis-regulatory region sequence-specific DNA binding
Source: RefSeq, a predicted model, not a curated record
ACAUGGAUGGUUGUCUAUUAACUUGUUCAAAAAAGUAUCAGGAGUUGUCAAGGCAGAGAAGAGAGUGUUUGCAAAAGGGGGAAAGUAGUUUGCUGCCUCUUUAAGACUAGGACUGAGAGAAAGAAGAGGAGAGAGAAAGAAAGGGAGAGAAGUUUGAGCCCCAGGCUUAAGCCUUUCCAAAAAAUAAUAAUAACAAUCAUCGGCGGCGGCAGGAUCGGCCAGAAGAGGAGGGAAGCGCUUUUUUUGAUCCUGAUUCCAGUUUGCGUCUCUCUCUCUUUUCUUCCCCCAAAUUAUUCUUCGCCUGAUUUUUCUCGUGGAGCCCUGCGCUCCCGACACCCCCGCCCGCCUCCCCUCCUCCUCUCCCCCCGCCCGCGGGCCCCCCAAAGUCCCGGCCGGGCCGAGGGUCGGCGGCCGCCGGCGGGCCGGGCCCGCGCACAGCGCCCGCAUGUACAACAUGAUGGAGACGGAGCUGAAGCCGCCGGGCCCGCAGCAAACUUCGGGGGGCGGCGGCGGCGGCGGCGGCGGCAACUCCACCGCGGCGGCGGCGGGCGGCAACCAGAAGAACAGCCCGGACCGCGUCAAGCGGCCCAUGAACGCCUUCAUGGUGUGGUCCCGCGGGCAGCGGCGCAAGAUGGCCCAGGAGAACCCCAAGAUGCACAACUCGGAGAUCAGCAAGCGCCUGGGCGCCGAGUGGAAACUUUUGUCGGAGACGGAGAAGCGGCCGUUCAUCGACGAGGCCAAGCGGCUGCGAGCGCUGCACAUGAAGGAGCACCCGGAUUAUAAAUACCGGCCCCGGCGGAAAACCAAGACGCUCAUGAAGAAGGAUAAGUACACGCUGCCCGGCGGGCUGCUGGCCCCGGGCGGCAACAGCAUGGCUAGCGGGGUCGGGGUGGGCGCCGGCCUCGGCGCGGGCGUGAACCAGCGCAUGGACAGCUACGCGCACAUGAACGGCUGGAGCAACGGCAGCUACAGCAUGAUGCAGGACCAACUGGGCUACCCGCAGCACCCGGGCCUCAACGCACACGGCGCCGCGCAGAUGCAGCCUAUGCACCGCUACGACGUAAGCGCACUGCAGUACAACUCCAUGACCAGCUCGCAGACCUACAUGAACGGCUCGCCCACCUACAGCAUGUCCUACUCGCAGCAGGGCACCCCAGGCAUGGCGCUUGGCUCCAUGGGCUCGGUGGUCAAGUCCGAGGCCAGCUCCAGCCCCCCUGUGGUUACCUCUUCCUCCCACUCCAGGGCGCCCUGCCAGGCCGGGGACCUCCGGGACAUGAUCAGCAUGUACCUCCCCGGCGCCGAGGUGCCGGAGCCCGCCGCCCCCAGCAGACUUCACAUGUCCCAGCACUACCAGAGCGGCCCGGUGCCCGGCACGGCCAUUAACGGCACACUGCCCCUCUCGCACAUGUGAGGGCCGGACAGUGAACUAGAGGGGGGGAGAAAUUUUCAAAGAAAAACGAGAGAAAAGGGGAGGAGAGUAAGGAACAGCAUGGAGAAAAACCCGGUACGCUCAACAAAAAAAAAAAAAAAAAAAAAAAAAAAAAAAUCAUCACCCGCAGCAAAUGACAGCUGCAAAAGAGAACACCAAUCCCAUCCACACUCACGCAAAAACCGCAAUGCCGACGAGAAAACUUUUAUGAGAGAUCCUGGACUUCUUUUUGGGGGACUAUUUUUGUACAGAGAAAACCGGGGGGGGGGGGAGGUGGGGCGGGCGAGGGAAUGGACCUUGUAUAGAUCUGGAGGAAAGAAAACUACGCAAAACUUUUUAAAAGUUCUAGUGAUACGGUAGGAGCUUUGCAGAAAGUUUGCAAAAGUCUUUACCAAUAAUAUUUAGAGCUAGUCUCCAAGCGACGAAAAAAAUGUUUUAAUAUUUGCAAGCAACUUUUGUACAGUAUUUAUGGAGAUAAACAUGGCAAUCAAAAUGUCCAUUGUUUAUAAGCUGAGAAUUUGCCAAUAUUUUUCAAGGAGAGGCUUCUUGCUGAAUUUUGAUUCUGCAGCUGAAAUUUAGGACAGUUGCAAACGUGGAAAGAAGAAAAAUAUUCAGAUUUGGACAUUUUAAUUGUUUAAAAAUUGUACAAAAGGAAAAAUUAGAAUAAGUACUGGCAAACCAUUUCCGUGGUCUUCUUUAAAGGGGAAAAAGUUUUAGAUUGUACUAAAUUUUUUUUUAACUUACUGUUAAAAGCAAAAAUGGCCAUACAGGUUGACAUCGUUGGUAAUUUAUAAUAGCUUUUGUUUCCCAACUUUCCAUUUUGUUCAGAUAAAAAAAAAACAUGAAAUUACUGUGUUUGAAAUAUUUUCUUAUGGUUUGUAAUAUUUCUGUAAAUUUAUUGUGAUAUUUUAAGGUUCCCCCCCUCCUUUAUUUUCCGUAGUUGUAUUUUAAAGAUUCGGCUCUGUAUUACUUGAAUCAGUCUGCCGAGAAUCCAUGUAUAUAUUUGAACUAAUACCAUCCUUAUAACAGGUACAUUUUCAACUUAAGUUUUUACUCCAUUAUGCACAGUUUGAGAUAAAUAAAUUUUUGAAAUAUGGACACUGAAA